AGUCACCCAUCGUGUCUUGUGGUAACUAAAAAUGGCGCCGUCCAGUUGAAAAAAAAAAUGGUUUCGGUCGUCGUUUGAUAGUUUUUACCCAGAAUCUCUCCUGGUAAAGCUUCAAAUUUCGAGUUGUUGACGGAAUUUAAGACUUACUGUAACCAGGAGUUAAUAGCACCAUGUCAGACUUCCCAGAAAGGGACGUGAAGGAAUUUUCCUUUCGCCAGAUGAGUAAACUGCGAGUGAGUGACCAGCCCUUCCCUGAUGACACCAGUAGUGUGGGCCGGUACAAUCUGAUAGCUGUCUCCAACAUAUAUGGGAUAACCUAUGUCGGGUGCCCAACAGAUCUUAAGGUUAUCCAGACAGCCGAAAUGGGAAAGAUUCACCACAGCAACACAUCAGGAGACAUCAACACCAUCGUUGACAGCCUGCCUAUGAAGCGGAUCUCAAUCCCCUGUAUCCACCACCUGGGUCUGAGCUGUGAUGAACUGACACUGUCUGUCUGUUACACCAGAGAAGAUGGCCUGGCACUGGUCAUGUUCGACACCAGGGCUUUCCUUAGCAAUGAUCCUAAGCCUCCCUUCUGUAAGACAAAGCUGUCCACGAACAAGGGUGUGACUGUAGCGGAUGUGAAGUGGAAUCCUGCCCACCCUAACAUGCUGGCGUGCCUGCGGUCAGAUGGAACACUGGUCAUAUUGGAGGUCACCGACAAUAACAGCAUGAAAAUGAUGGCAAAUUUUGACAACACCAAAGGCAUCACUGCAAUUUGCUGGAGUCCCAAGGGAAAACAGCUAGUAGCAGGCAGACAGGAUGGAUCAUUUGCACAGUUCACAGCUGUAUUGCAAGAGAAGAAAUCUGUGCCAAAGCCAGACAUUUUUGGAGACAGCAAAGCACAAGUGAAUGAUAUCCUGUGGCUGUCAACCUAUGUGUUUGUGGUGCUGUAUGAUGUCAUCACAGACGAUGCUUCCCAACCCAGCCUGGUUGUGGUGUCCCUGCCGAAAAAAGACGAGCAGCGUCCAACCAACUUCACAAACUUUGAGGAGAUCUGUUUUGGUGGUGGGGAGGACAGAGACCUGAAGUACUUUCUGCACCACGUGGAUGAAUGGGGACUUGUGGUAUGUGCUUCCAGUAGGUCCAUGGAAGCAGCAGUGAUUGGCAAGAAUCUUGAAGACAAGAAUGUGUGGGAACUGUGGAACCUGGAUGAUGCUGCCAGGGCAGAGCUUCCCCUGUCCACCAAUCACGAUGAGACCUACCCCAUGGGCAUGGCUGUGGACCUCACAUCAACCAAUCAUAUCCCUAUUGGUGAGAAUCAGAGCCUCCCGCCGAUGCCCAUCUUCAUGCUUCUAUCCACCGACGGCCUGCUGUGUCCAUUCUACAUGGUUAACACAGCUCCGCCCCAGCCACUGACCAUCAUCAAGCCUCCCACUACCCUGUCUGCACAGGGUGAAAGGCAAGGUCCAGCUCAAGCUGCAUCCCCUGCAGCUGCAGCAAAGCCUGUAGCACCUGUAGCUGUCCAGCAGCCGCAGCCAGCUACAGCAGGGAAGGAGAACACUGCCCCCCUCCCCAAACCAGCGGCAGUCCCUGCCUCCACAACCUUCAGCUUCACCCAACCACAAGCACCACCAGCUGCAGCUCCAACCAGUUCCCUGUUCACUGCUCCAACAUCCACCCCAAAAAUGGGGCUACAAACCACUCCUUCUACUACUUCUGGAGGUUUGUCUCUCUUUGGCAGUGCCGCCAGCUCUGCCGCCCCAAAAUUUGGUUUGCCCGGCGCCUCCACUACUACUUCAACUGGAGGUUUAACUAUAGGAGGAAAUUCCAGUGCUGGGUUUAAGUUUGCUUUACCUGGCGGACAACAGGCUGGCUCUAGUUCUGCCUUUUCCUUCUCACUACCAGGUUCCUCCCAGCCAGGUACCACAGGUGGUACCAGCAGCCAGGGGUUCUCCUUCGCAGCACCUGGUACUACCCAGCCCACGGCGGCACCCACAGGGCCUGGUGCUAGCGCCUUCUCCAUGGCUGCACCAGCAGGUGUGAGUGUGAAACCUGCUGCUGUCACCUCCACUACUGCUGUACCUGCUCCUGGUACCACUGGUGCUACAGGACUGUUCUCCAUGCCUGCAUCUACUACAGUGUCUAGCAUUGCCCCAGCAGCACCCAAGACAACAGGUUUUGGUUUUGGUGCCCCCAGUGCUGGUCAGGCCUUCAGCUUCAGACCAGGCACUACUACUGCACAGCCUGGCAUGCCACAAUCUGUAUCAAAACCAGCCGUACAACCACAACAGUCUGGUUCUGUACAGCCAGGCUCUAAGCCUCCAUCUAUGGUACAGGCAUCCACCCUACAGCCAGGCAAUGGUCCGACCCAGGUGGUCAAACCUAGUGCCCAGCAGGCCAAGCCGGUUGCUGUCACCCAGCCAGCCCCAUCCCAGCCACAACCACCACCAUACAGACCACCUGUGACCCAACCAGCUGCAGCUGUCCCUGCCAGGCCUGCACAGCCACCUGCAGAGGAACCAGGUGCUGUUGUGGAGGAAGACACGUUUUCUGCAAGCAUCUUGGAUGAGAUUUCUCACUUUGAGAGUGAAGUGGCCAACCUUCGAGAGGCAGCAGCAAAGACCGACUGGAAAGUUGGGCAUCCUGACGAGCUGAGGAAACUGAAGGAGGAGACCCAGCAGAUAGGAAGGUUCUGUGAUGAGAUCAAGGACACAACCCAGUCUAUCCACAACGACAUCCAUGACCUGCGUACGCAGACACUGGAAACCUUUGCGAUGCUCGAGGAGGGGAAGUCUCGCAACGACAGAAACAAGGAACCAUACUACCACCAGCUGCUGCGCUCACAGGCCCUGGACCCAGCCAGUGCUAACAAGAUGAAGGAGGUUCGACAGAUGUACCACUAUGUGGACACCACCAUCAGGGAUGUUAACAACAUGCUAGAUGAUGAGUGGGACAAGUUCAAACAGCAGAAGUCACAGAAGUCUGGUAAGCUGAAGAGCCCUGCGCUGGACGUGGUGUACCGUGCCGUCUCCAAUCAUGACAAAAUCCUGCAUGACCAGUCCCAGCACAUCAGGAAGCUGUCUGAGCAGCUGAAGAAGAUGCGUCUGUACAACACCACAUCCAGCUGGACCAACAGGCCUGUAGCACGCAGCACCACCAAAACGGACACAGAGCUGUCUGCCUUAGCCGAUACCCUGUUACAUCCAAGGCAGGACACCACACCUGAGAGACAGAAGAAGUCUUCUUCUGCCUCCCCCAUGUCAUCCAAGAAGCAGUCCCAGCUACGGGAGCUCCUGGGGAAGAGACAGGUCACACCUGUGCGCUCCACCACACCAGCAUCAGUGUCCCAGUCCAGGCUGAUCUCUCCCCAGCGCAUGUAUCGUGCCUCCCCCAGGCCUGCAUCCUCCACCCCCAGGGGUAGGGAAGGAGAUGGUCUACCGACCCCACCACCCCCAAAGAUUGAGUCUCCUCCAUUGGAAACACCAGCAGGAUCAACUGCACAGUCGAGGGUAAAGACAGUUCUACAGUUCUCACCACCUGCAGAGGAACAGCCGCUGCCAUUGGACAGGUCCCAGCCAGUUCCCAUGACAACCAAGCCACCUGAACCAGCUGCCACUAAGCCAGUUCCCAGCCCAUCAUCAGGGUUUGCACCGGUGCCAUUUUCCCAGGGGGCAACAGUACUGAAGGGGCCAUCUGCGCUUACGCCAAAGGAAGCUGCAGCUGCUGCUGCCAUGAGUCGUGUGGGCGCAGCCAAUCAGCAGUCAGCUGCAUUUGGAUCAUCCAAUCAGAAACCAGCAGCAUUUGGAUUAGCCAAUCAGCAGCCAACAGGAUUUGGAUCAAUCAGUCAAGCACCUGCAACUUCAAGUGUUGGUGUAGCCAUCUCUCAACCAGCAUCAUUUGGAUCAUCCAAUCAGAAACCAGCAUUAUUUGGAUCAACCAAUCAGCAGACAGCAGGAUUUGGAUCAGCCAUUCAGCAAGCAGCAGUGUCCAGCACAUCCAAUCAGCAGCCACUAAGAUUUGGAGCAACCAGUCAGCAGUCAGUAUUACCUGACUUAACCAAUCAGUACCCAGCAGGGCUUGGGCUGGCCAAUCAGCUGGAGGCUGAAGAUGAUUUGAAUGAUGAUGGGGGUUCUACUGAGGAUGUGGCUCCUCCAGUCGUGAACAUCAAAGAUGUGGCCAAUCUGAAACCAGUUUCAACCGGUGUGACAACAGCCAUGGUGUCAGACAGUGUUAACCGAAAUGCCUUGGAAGCUGCUCAGAAGAUUCUGCAGUCAGCAACAGCUACAUCCAAACCAGCAACUACCACUGCAGCCAUGUCAGUGCCACUGUCUACAUCAGGCUUCAGUUUUGCCACACCAGGCCAGCAGCCUGCAUUCGGCCAGCCUGCAAACUUUGGGAACCUGUCAACAGCGCCCUCUACCACAGCUCCACAGACCAGCAGCACAUCCAUGGGGUCCUUUGUGAUUGGCCAAGGCCUGUCUGGUUCCUUCUCAUUCAAGCCAGCGGUCACAGCCACCCUCUCCUCAGCAACACAGGCAACACAGGCUCAACCAAAGCCAGUUGAGACAAAGCCAACAUCAAGCUUCAGUUUCUCUGCCCCCACUGGUCUGUCAGGCCUGAGUUUUGGACAGGGCACUUCAUCUUUUGGGUUUGGAGCCUUGAGUGCUGCCAGCACAACUUCUACAGCAGCAGGAGCAACAACAGAUGGAUCCCUACUUGCCAAGACACUGGCAGAGAAACCUCAGGAUGUGAAGCCUCCUGGGAGUGAACAACCAUCAGCAUCUGGGGUAGAGGACAUCACCCCACCACCCACUCCUGAGGAAACUCCUACCUCCUCUACCCAAGUCGCUGAUGUACCAGCUGCACCAAAGCCCUCCUUUGACUUUUCUAAGAAUCAGACUGAAGCUGAUACUAUCCAACCUGGAGGCUUCUUCCUAAGCCCCAAAUCUGACACACCACCCCCUGAGCCUCCAGCACUUUCCAUUACAAGCUCACAGACUGCCCCUACCCCCACCCCUGCCACGGUGGUAGAGUCCAAACCGACAGCUACAGCAACCACCACGUCCUUAUUUGGGCAGAGUACCACAUCCUCUGGGUUUGGGUUUGGCCUGAACACCCCCAGUGGUUUCUCUGCCCUGAAACCUGGGACUUCUUCUGGGUUCUCCUUUGCAAGUCCAGCUUCUUCAACAGCUGCUAGUGGUUUUAGUUUCACCCUACCAAAGACAACAGCUGCUGACAAAGGUGCCAGUUCUACAGCUGCCAGUGGUUUUUCUUUCACCCUACCCAAGACAACAGCUGCUGAUACAACAGGAGGCCCAAGUGCUGGAACUGCCAGUGGAUUUGUUUUUGCCCAACCAAAGUCCACAGCCUCUGAUAAAACAACUCUUACAGCUGUUACUAGUGCCAGUACAACUGUUGCCAGUGGCUACACCACUGCCUCUCCAACAAGAACAACAACAGCGGGUACCAUUACAACAACUGCAGCUGGCUCAACAGACAGCGCAACAACAACAGCUGCACCUGUCCAGCCCAGCACUACAGCACCUGUGGAUCUCACUACACCUGCUAGCGCCCAGCCUGUAGCAGCUACAACCACUACUCCUGCUGCUACAACAUCAGAACAACCCGCUACAACAGCCACCACUACCACAGUUUCCCUCUUUGGCCCGACCACCACCAACGCAACUACUGCAGGUUUUGGGUCUGCGGCACAAACCACUGCAGCUAGUGGAGGGUUCCUGUUUGGUCAACAGACCACAGGAGGCUCAACACCAGCAUUUGGGCAGCCCACUACAACUGCCACAGGCACCUCAGGCUUUGGAGCAGCGUCCACUACAGCUGGGUCAUCCCUGUUUGCCUCAACGUCUGGCUCCAGCGGCAGUCUGUUUGGUCAGCCUGCAGCCACCACCACUACAACCAGCACAUCGUCCUUCUUUGGACAACCUGCGACAGCUGGUAGUAGUGGGUUUGGGCAGUCCAGUAGCUCAGGGUUUGGGUUUGGGCAAACACCAACAUCAGGGGGUCUGUUUGGAACAGCAACGUCAUCAACAGCCAAUACAGGUGGACUGUUUGGACAGACAUCCACCACGCCCACAGGAGGCCUCUUCGGCCAAUCAGCAUUCGGAAGCAGCACCACCACAUCCUCCAGUGGAGGAGGCUUGUUUGGCUCCUCUUCCACUACUUCCACCAGUACAGGGUUGUUUGGAGGGGGGAGCACAGCAAGCACAGGGGGGUUCUUCAGUGGGCUGGGAGCCAAGCCUAGUGCAGAGGCUGCUAGUAAAAACCCGUUUGGUGGCUCUACUUCAUUUGGCACACCUUCUACAUCAGCAGCAUCCAGCCUGUUUGGUGCCUCACCUGGAACCAAAGCAGUUGGGAGUACUGGGUUUGGGACGGCCAGCAGUGGAGGGUUUGGGUCCCCCACAUCAGGAGGCUUCAGUGCAGGAGGGAGUGUUGCACAGCAGGGAUUUGGAGCGUUUUCCCAGCCUAGUCAACCACAAGCUCCAGCUGCUUCCUCUGGAUUUGGAAGCCCGCCAAGUUUUGGUUCUACUCCAGCGUUUGGUGGAAGCCCAGGUUUUGGCAGCACAGCAGCAUUCUCCAACCCCCUUGGCACAUCUUCACAGGUGUUUGGGUCCACCCCAACCGGUGGUGGGGCAUUUUCACAGUCUUCUUCUGCUGCCCCUAGCUUUGCAGCUAAUGAUGCUCCAACCUUCGGAGGCAUCGCGGCCCAGAGCAGCGGCGCCCCGACGUUCGGAGGUCUAGCCCAGGGGUCUCCUGGGUUUGGGGGAGGAGGAGGAGGGUUUGGGAGUCCUGCUGGUGGAUUCGGUACUGCUGCAGUGUUCCAGCAGCAGCCGCAGCAGCAGCAGCCGCAGCCAGGUUUUGGCAGCAGCUCUGGCGGUUUUGGACAGAGUGCACCCAGCUCACAGUCUUCAGCCUUUUCAUCCUGGAGGUGAUUUUCAAUAGGAACAAGGAACUGAUGCAGAGAAUCAUGAUGAAGAACAAUACAGUUUAUAUACAAGUGUUUGUGCUAAAUAAAGCCUACUGUUGGAACCAGUGUGCUGUCUAGAAUUAAUGGCCUGUAAUUCACAUGAUAGUUGCAAAGAAGUUAGGGCUAGGUUUAAAAGGCUUUGUUAUAGAAUGGCUCUCUUUCAACAACUGAUGUCAUCAAGAUGACCUAUGGUCUUCAAUAACAGGCAUAGUCACAUUAUUUUGUCCACAUCAUCUUUGUGCACUACUAUCAAUACUGGAUAUGGGACACUUGGCAGUUUAUCAUCAUCAUCAUCUUAUGAAUUUUAUGAGUAUGAUAAUAAGUUUAUGAAUAUGGUAAUAAUUGCAAGUAUCGGCUGUAUUCUCAUUUACUGGUACUCACAGGGAUGAGACGAAUACACAUACAUGUAGAUGCAUUUAUUCUGUAGGACUUGCACAUAUAUUGUAGAGAACAGUUUCUAGAGGGUAUCAAAAAAGUUUGGAAUGUUUAAGUGUGUUGUCAACCAAACACAACGAGUGCACAUUGUUUUAGCUAGCCAGCAUCUGAUUGAGUCUCUGCAUUAUGCCAAAAUCUUUUAUGGAAGGACAGGUAAUAACAACUUUAUGAUUUGUAGCAUUAUUUCAUAGACAUUUGUAUCUUUAUCAACAGUGAUAUGCUUGGGAUAUUUAAGGUCCUGGCAGAAAUAUUACAAUUGUCAAGAAUAAAGCUAUUGUACUCUUUCAAAA
Molecule: messenger RNA, 7692 nt
Organism: Branchiostoma floridae (Florida lancelet)
Lineage: Eukaryota; Metazoa; Chordata; Leptocardii; Amphioxiformes; Branchiostomatidae
Product: nuclear pore complex protein Nup214-like
Exons: 43
Coding region: 171-6932 (2253 amino acids)
Biological process (GO): RNA export from nucleus; protein import into nucleus
Cellular component (GO): nuclear pore
Molecular function (GO): protein binding; structural constituent of nuclear pore
Source: RefSeq, a predicted model, not a curated record